Messenger RNA from Triplophysa dalaica, 1149 nucleotides. RefSeq names its product POP7 homolog, ribonuclease P/MRP subunit (gene pop7). The record is from RefSeq and is a predicted model, not a curated record. NCBI's taxonomy places the organism in Eukaryota, Metazoa, Chordata, Actinopteri, Cypriniformes, Nemacheilidae. Gene Ontology annotation, biological process: tRNA 5'-leader removal. Gene Ontology annotation, cellular component: nucleolar ribonuclease P complex; nucleus; ribonuclease MRP complex. The transcript has 2 exons. Bases 118 to 564 code for a protein of 148 amino acids. Gene Ontology annotation, molecular function: nucleic acid binding.
CUCGAGUGAACAUUUCCGGUAGAUGAAAUUAGAUCUGCAGAGCAAAUACGUUUACUGAAUCUUUAUUCUUCUUUUUAAAGGCAACCUCUUCAAUUCAAGCAUUAUAAACAUAUUGACAUGGCCGAGCCACGCAGCCCGGUGUCUGCAGCACUUCCCCACAAUCCGAUCUCGAUGCCCACCCCCGAGGGCUCGACUCUAGAGAUGGACCCGAUGGAGUACACGCUCCGUAAGCGUCUGCCCCGCAAACUACCCAAACGACGGAACGAUGUCUAUAUCAAUAUGAAAACAGACUUCAAGGCCCAGCUGGCGAGGUGUCAAAAGCUUUUGGACGCCCAUAGGGAAAUAUGUAUACACGGUCUGGGACUUGCUAUAAACCGGGCCAUCAACAUAGCCCUCCAGCUUCAGACGUCCAGUCAGGGUGCGCUGGAGCUGUCGGCCAACACUUCCACCGUAGAGUUGAUCGACGAUCUAGAUCCAGAGGAUCCGGAUGAGGCGGGAGAGCCGCUUACACGCACCCGUAAUAACUCAGCCAUCCAUAUCAAAGUGUUUUAUCCAAGUUCAUAAACCCAGCAUAAUUUUCAACCAAAUACCUGGAACAACCAGUUCAUGAACAUUCUUUUAACGUUAAUGGCGUUUAUUAGUCUUGUUUAAUGCAUGUUGAUAUAAUUUAUGUUAUUGUUCAGAGGGCUUUUUAAGUACAGAGAAAUGGAAAAUGUGCCAUACAUAUAGCCAUAAAGUUUGUAUAUUUAUGUUAAUUUUCCUUAUACAUGCUUGUAAAGCAUUCAUUAGAAUACAAUUUAAGGUCAAAUUAACGGCUAUAUCUUCAUUUUGUUUGGUGUUGUGGCAAUUCAUUCAUAAGAUUUUUGACUGCAAGAUGUUUUUGAGAAAGUGGGAAUCAACAUAAAUACAAAUGUCUGUAAUACAUUUUAUUCUGUAUAAAACAUUAUGGCUUUGCCCACAGUCAUCCAGAAGAUGUUGGAGAGACUUGAAAAGGAGUUAUCCAAUAAAUAUUUGUCAGUGAUACAAGAGGAUCCUGUUUUGUCCGGAAAUUAAAAAACAAGUCAAUCCUAUAGACGCACUAUGAAAACCCAGAAUGCUUUGCUGUACUGAGAAAGAACAGCAUGAUUAAACUUUUGUUUUGCCUUGGCU